Molecule: messenger RNA, 5767 nt
Organism: Homalodisca vitripennis (glassy-winged sharpshooter)
Lineage: Eukaryota; Metazoa; Arthropoda; Insecta; Hemiptera; Cicadellidae
Gene: Esp
Product: sodium-independent sulfate anion transporter
Exons: 15
Coding region: 327-2372 (681 amino acids)
Biological process (GO): transmembrane transport
Cellular component (GO): membrane
Molecular function (GO): sulfate transmembrane transporter activity
Source: RefSeq, a predicted model, not a curated record
CUACGAAUAAAUAAAAUAAAAUAAAACUACGAAUGCAAGGGAAGAAAGUAUUUGCCCUAUUUUGACACUAAGGGCGGUUUAAUUAUUCGUAGCUCGUAGUAGACGGACUCUUAGGCCAACCAAAAAAACCGAACGAUUGGCGGCAUGUCACACGGUAGAGCAGGUGAGUGGAUUAGCAAGGCUCCAUGAAUCAACCAGUUGUUUGGCCUUGAGACCAGCGGGCGGGAAAUCGGAAACAGCUGUAAGCCGAGAGGAAGAACAAAGUAAACAGAUAACUGACAGGUGACAGGACAACUUCUAUCCACACCACCGUGAGCUCUGGAUGGAUGCGGAGUGACAGAUUGCGCGAAAUGGUGUUACUUGCUGACGGACGGGUAAACCAUGGUUUUGAAGAUAAUAUGUCUGGAGAGACAGAGGGUGGUGGAGGGGGGAAGAAGGUGGACCACGCCACAAUCACCACCCCUACACUUCAGCGAAAGUUUAUACAGAAACAUGAGCAGUCUGUUAGUGUAGGGAGUGAUGAUUUUAUCUUGGUAGAGGAUCUUGGACCACAUCGCAAGAUCAGUGUGAAGGAAAAGGUUGACAACCUUGGACCAUGGGUGCAGAAAAAGUAUCGGAAGAGUAUGACAAUGAAGAAUCUCAUGAGGAGGCUCCCAAUUCUCCAGUGGCUGCCACAGUACAAUGCUGGAGAUGCUGUAGGAGACUUGGUUGCGGGUGUGACAGUGGGUUUAACUGUCAUCCCACAGUCUCUAGCGUACUCCAACAUUGCUGGACUUCCUCCUGAGUAUGGGUUGUACGGGUCAUUCCUAGGAGCCUUUAUGUACAUUUUUCUGGGCAGCUGCAAGGAUGUGCCGAUGGGUCCAACAGCUAUCUGCUCUCUCUUGACCUACACCACACUGAAGGGGCUCGGGCCACAGUAUGCCAUCCAGCUGUGUUUCCUCAGUGGUGUCAUCCAGCUUAUUAUGGGGAUUGCUGGCCUUGGUAUCAUUAUUGACUUUAUUUCUGACCCUGUUUCAUCUGGAUUCACAUCAGCUGUAGCGCUGCUCAUCACAAUGUCACAGGUAAAAGACAUUCUUGGAGUGAAAGCUGCUGGCUCAACGUUUGUGGAGAUGUGGAUAAGCCUGUCUAGAGAUAUCCACCACACAAGGCUCUGGGACACUCUAUUGGGCAUUGUCUGCAUCAUCUGUCUCUUGUUGUUGAGGAUGCUGGGAGACGUGAAGAUAGGGCCGGCUGAAUCUACUGGUAUCCCCUGCACUACAUUUCAGCGGACCUUCAACAAGAUCCUAUGGCUUAUCGGCACAUCUCGGAACUCCAUUCUAGUGGUGCUUGGUGGUAUCCUGGGUUACAAUAUCUACCAACCGGGAGUUCCAGACCACGAGCAAUCGCUGUUGGUUAUUGGACAUAUCCCUCCUGGACUCCCAGAAUGGGAACUGCCUCCGUUCUCAGUAGUCCAGAACAACAUGACUGUAGGGUUCCUAGAGAUGGUGAGCCAGAUGGGGCAAGGAAUUGUGGUACUCCCCCUCGUUGCUCUCCUGGAGAACAUUGCUAUAUGCAAGGCUUUCUCUAAUGGCAAGACAGUAGAUGCCACUCAAGAGUUGAUAGCAAUUGGACUCUGCAACAUUGGAAAUUCGUUCUGCAAGAGUUUCCCGGGUUCGGGAUCUCUGUCUCGGAGUGCCGUCAACAACUCUAGUGGUGUCCGCACUCCUCUUGGAGGUCUCUAUACAGGAAUCCUGGUGAUCACCUCUCUGUUAUUCUGUACUCCAUACUUCUACUACAUCCCCAAGACUGCAUUGGCAGCAGUCAUCAUUGCAGCUGUUGUCUUCAUGGUGGAGGUCAGGGUGGUUAAGCCUAUCUGGAGAUCCAAGAAGAGUGACCUUAUUCCUGGAAUUGCAACCUUCAUAGCUUGUCUAGUUCUUAGACUAGAGGUCGGUAUACUGAUUGGCAUCGGACUGAACUUAAUAAGUAUCCUGUACCACGCAGCAAGACCCAAGAUUUCCAUGGAGAUACUCAAGAGUCGUGCUGGUGUGGAGUACUUAUUGCUUACUCCUGACCGUUGCCUCAUCUUCCCCUCUGUGGACUACGUUAGCAACCUUGUGACCAAACACAGCAUCAAGCAGGGAAUCCCUGUUGUUAUAGACUGUUCUCACAUCUACGGUGCCGAUUUCACUGCUGCUAAGGUUAUAGAGGUUCUGACACAGGACUUCUCCAGACGCAAACAGCCUCUCUUCUUCUACAAUCUAAAACCCAGUGUGGUGGCAGUCUUUGAGGGUAUCAAGCCCAAGGACUUUGUUGUCUACUACAACGAACAACAACUGGACAAUAUGCUCCUUCAACACACGGCUAAUCUAAGAAAGAUUGAAUCGAUUGCGUGACAUUAGUUUUUCUCGACAGUUUAUUAUGUUGCCUCCGAUCUGCACAUCUACAGCAGAGGAGAAAAAGACUGCUUUGAUAAAGUUUUAAUUACUAGCUUAGUUUAAUUAGAUUUUCAUUUACAUUCAUCAACACUUUCUAAUCUGACACUAUCAUUCAAAUAAUAUUGGUCCAAAUUCCAAAAGUAAAAGAAUUUAUACUGUUAAUGUCUUAUUGUGGUACUAGACAAAUACCACAAACACAUCGAGUACAUGAAAGUGUGAUAAUGUACUCUGAAUCUAUGACUUUGUGGUUAUGUUUAUAGAACCAGUUUUUUGUCAUUUGCUAUUUCCAACAAAGAUUUGUUGGUCCAUUUUGUUAUAUUGGUCAAGUAAUUAGCUAAAACAAUCUUGUACUCAAGAAAAUGUUGGUAUAUACAUGUACAAGUCUUAUACUCUAAAGUUUGUGUAAUAUAGCUGUGUUGGAAACGAAUUAUUUGUUUACAUGGAACAUCUUUCUACUAGUCAAAAGGUCCAUUGUGAAUCCAGAGUAGUUAAUGGAAUCAUCUGGGAAUGUAACAUCUGCUAUAGCUAUACAUUUUUAUCUAGUUAUCAGAUAUGUUAUAGUGUUAUAUAUCUUCUUAUCAAAGCAGGCCCUCUCAUGAUGUACAAGUUUAUAUACUCAAAAGUUGCUGUUUCACUCUUAUUCAUUUUUGGAACAAAAACAAAUUGCAUAGGCAUCUAGUUUGCACUUUAUCUUUUAAAUGACAAAAUUUACCCUACUCAUCUCUUAUCUGAUUGGCUAGAGAAAUUGUUCAAAUAUGUGUUGCUGCCUAUAAAUUGUAUGUCUCUGCACUGUACUGCAAUCUAGUUCAUUUCUUUGUAUGGAAUCUAGUGUAUUCCUUUGUAAUCAUUUCAACUCUCAAACACAGCAUAAUUUGUCAUUAUUUCCAGAAGUCAUUACAUGUUUUACAAAUAAAAUAUUACCUUUAAUUAAUUUUUUACUUGUAGGGUUAUGUAAACUAUGUUUAAAACUUUUUUUAUCUGACUUAACAUUAAUAACUAUAUUGUUAAAAUAUAAUAUAUAUAUAUUUGUUAUAAAUAAAAUAAAAUAUUAAAUAAAUAGCUUUAAAUUUUGCCAGGUUACUUGCUAAUCAUUUGAAUGAUGUAUUGUUUAUCUCCAAGCACAAUUCCAUGACAUUUGCAACAAUUUUUGUCAUUUGAGAAACUGACAGAUGUUCUGCUUGAGACUUUCUUAUGAAGGGGAAAACCACUUGUAUGCUUUAUUUUAUUUUUUAGCAGUACUUUUAGCUAUUCCUAACAUCACAACAUUAAAAAACACAACAUAUUUCUCAGGAAGAACAAUUUUUAACCAGCCCCGGUAGAAGGAGGAAGCAAAACUAUUUAGCUGUAGGUAGGACACAAUCUUCCCUACUGGGGAAGUGCUAAGACUUUCAGACUCAGGGCAGAUCAUAAUUAACACUCUCUCCAACAGUACUUUUUAUUACACUAUCCUCUAACCAAAAGGAUUGUACAAAAAUUUAUAAUUUCAAAUUUGUUGUAUAGUACAACAAUUUGUAUGGUUACUAUAUGAAACUUUUAUAAUAAUAAAAUCUACAAAAACAAAAUGUUUGUUCAAUUUAUAAAAAUUCAGAUAUGUAUAACUGGAGUGUUGUGACAUACAUUUGGGCCAAAUGUACUAGAUUUUUAAAUGAAACUUAAAAUUCAGCUUGUUUUCCAUUUUAGCAAUGUUUUAAUGGGUUAAAUAACGUGUAUUGGUAAAACUAAAAAGAUAGUUGAUGCCAUUGUUCUUAUAUAAAUUGUAGGUUUAUGUAAGUAGCCUAAACAUUAAUGGUUUAAAAGAAUGUCAUAAAACAAGAUAUUAAAAAAAGUAUUAAAAGCAAGGGGCCAAGUUCCAGGCAAAUAUUCCCCAUCCAUCUGACCAUAGGAGAAUGGAAGAAAAAGUAAGUAAUCAUUCCUGGAACAUUUUUUAACCCUUAACAUGUGCAAUAAAGAAAGAUAAAUUAGAUAAUAUCUUUAUUAACAUUGUAUUAUCUUACUUUUGUUAUUUAUAUUAAGAUGAACAUUUUAUCUAACUUGUUUAUACAUUCAUAGAGCUUCCACUCCUGCAAGACUGCAAACAUUUUAUGCCUUCAUACAUUUUAAUUUUGAAUUCUAUAAAUAUAAUAUUAUUACAACAAUUUUACAGUUUCUGUGUUGCAAAACAUCCAAACCUCUAGUUACAAUGUAAUGAAAUUAAACUAAUUUUCUAUCACUUAAAUAUUAAUAUGAUAUGUAGCUAUUUACUUAUUUAUUAGUUUUUAAAAUCUUGUUAUUAUAUUUUGUGAUAUUCUUUGUUGAAAAUACAGUGUAAAUAUGAGGGAGUACCCAAAAGUUCUCAGAAUAGCUACGGACUAGGCUUGUGCAGUACAAACUUCUGCUGCUAGGUGUCGGUAGCACAAUUUAUCACUAUUUCAGUGUCACCUGGAUCGCUAACCUGGCUCAUUCUGUUCUUCUGUAGUGACAGUGUUGUUUGGUGUUAUUUUCAUUUGUUAUGAUAGAGUAAAGAGCGUGCAGCUAUGAAAUUUUAUUUCUUGUUAGGUAGAAAUGUCAUUGAAACGGUUUAAUGUUAAACACAGCCUACAAAGAUGCCGCUAUGGGAAAAACUCAAGUGUACAUGUGGUUUUCUUGGUUAAAAAAAAUGGAGACAGGCCCAUUGAUGACAUCCUCAUUCUAAAUGUCCAUCACCUGCCUGAAAAGAUGAUAAAGUUCAGAAAAUUUAAGAAAUUGUACUUUCAGAUCAUUGACUGAUCACUGAUCAAAUUUCAGAGAUUAGUGUGUUAUUUUGGAGCUCAGUUCAGUGAAUUUUAUCUGAAGAUUUUGGAAUGAGAAGGGUCCCUGCCAAAUUUGUGCCUCAUUCUUUGAGUCAUAAGCAAAGUAACGUCGAGUUGAAACAUGUUGUAAUUUGAUAGAACAACUUGAAACCGAUCCUGGCUUUGUUCAACAUUAAAACAGUAUCAACAGCGUUUUUCCUGAGCAGGAAACAAAAUUUUUAGCCGCACACUGUUCACUCAAACUUGCCAUCUUAAAAAGGAUAAAAGCAUGAAACAACAACAUGAAAAACUGUCACUACAGAAGAACAGAACAAGCCAGGUCGACGAUCCAGGUGACACUGAAAUGGCGAUGGUUGCACCUCUGACAUCUGGUGGCAGGUUUUUACUGCACAAGCUUCGCCCAAAGCAGAACUAUUCUUGGAACCUUUUGGUACCCCCUCAUAUGUUCUAACAAAGAAACCUCACUUAUGUAUACUUACCACUGAGUAUUAUUAAGAAUUAAGUGAUAUUUUAGGUGAUAUUGUUAUUAGCUAGUUGUUAAUUGCAAAAAAUAUUCACAUUAUUGUAUUAAAUUAAUUUCCUAAA